Molecule: messenger RNA, 2003 nt
Organism: Xyrauchen texanus (razorback sucker)
Lineage: Eukaryota; Metazoa; Chordata; Actinopteri; Cypriniformes; Catostomidae
Gene: gorasp2
Product: golgi reassembly stacking protein 2
Exons: 10
Coding region: 137-1453 (438 amino acids)
Biological process (GO): Golgi organization
Cellular component (GO): Golgi apparatus
Molecular function (GO): protein binding
Source: RefSeq, a predicted model, not a curated record
ACAGCCGUCGCGCGCAUCCUGGGAAACUCGCUUGCGCUUUCUCUGUCCGACGUGUCUGUCCCACAAAACCGGCUGGUGAGGGGAAAAAUAAAACAGACGACAUUCUCACCGGUGACACGGACACGUUGCGGGGAUCAUGGGGGGAUCACAGAGUGUGGAAAUACCCGGAGGUGGUUCGGAGGGCUAUCAUGUUCUCAGAGUGCAGGAGAAUUCGCCCGGGCACAGAGCAGGUCUGGAGCCGUUCUUUGACUUCAUUGUGUCCAUUAACAACACUAGACUGAACAAGGAUAAUGACACACUGAAAGACAUUCUGAAGGCCAGCGUGGAAAAGCCUGUGAAGAUGCUGGUGUACAGCAGUAAGACGCUCGAGCUGAGGGAAGCCACUGUAACGCCUAGCAACAUGUGGGGCGGACAGGGCCUUCUGGGGGUCAGCAUCCGCUUUUGCAGCUUUGAGGGAGCCAAUGAAAAUGUCUGGCAUGUUUUGGAAGUAGAGCCAAAUUCUCCAGCAGCAUUAGCAGGAUUAAGACCACACACUGACUACAUCAUCGGAGCAGACACGGUUAUGAACGAGUCAGAAGACUUAUUCUCAUUGAUAGAAACUCAUGAGGGCAAAGGACUGAAACUCUACGUCUACAACACAGACACAGAUAACUGCAGAGAAGUGGUCAUUACACCCAAUAGUGCCUGGGGUGGAGAGGGCAGCCUCGGCUGUGGUAUUGGCUAUGGUUACCUGCACAGAAUCCCUACUCGACCCUUUGAAGAGGGCAAGAAAAUUAGUUUUUCUGGACACAACCCCAGUGAGCCAACCAGCCCGCUGAAGGAUGGCUUCACAGAGGUUCAGCUGUCUGCAGUAACUCCACCCCCUGUGUCACAGCCCACCCCCAUAGGGCUUGAAGAGAGCCUGUCUGGCCUGUCACUCAGCUCUGCCCCACCUAAAAUUCCCAGCGAGCUCCACACAGGUGUUCCAACAGUUCCCCUGUUGCCCACUCAUGUGACCCCAGGGUUGGGUUCCCUUCCAUCCAUCAACCCCUCUAACACCUUACCAGGUUUGAUGCCCUUACCGUCUGGCCUCCCUCCGCUACCCAACCUGCCUAACCUCCCGAACCUCAAUAUACCUUUACCGGACUUUAACGCUUUAUCGUUAGCUGGAUUCAGUGGUUUACCUCCCACCACAGCAGGUUUGCCCCCUCUCGCCCCCCUCCCUCCUCUGAAUCUUACUGGCAUCUCUUCUCUACCCAUGCCCACCGUUCUGCCCUCCACUCUGCACAGCAUGCCAGGAGUCACACUGUCGUCCACGUUGGCCCCCUCUGACCUUAUACCGCCUGUCUCCUUAACGACCAAGCAGACUCCCAUGCUCAUACUGGAAGCCACCCCUGCAGUCAAAGACACGCCCUCAGGGAUGCCUGUUGCCACUGAGAUGACCAAUGCACAGGUGGCCGCAGAGUCCUCGUAACCAUCAGACCGUGGCCAGAGGGCAUCUCUAAUGUAUUUAUUCAGUACAAAAAGAUUCCAGUGUGCAAACACACACAUAAACAGUUCUGAUGAGAGAUGCCAGAGAUAAUGCGUGAGAGAUGGACAGAUAAAAUGUUGAAAUAUUACACACAAAAAAAUUUAAAAAAGGAGUUGACUGUAGGUGAUUAAGAGCAUGUAUGUCCAGUUUGCGCUCUCUUCAGAAUCUGUGCUUUCUCAAGCUUUUCCUUUCUGAAUAUCCUGUAAUCAACUUUCAAAUGUCAGUAUAGCAUUCCCUGUAAUUACAAAUUGCUAUGUGAUUUUACUAUGUAAUGUUUGUUCGUUCUUUCUUUGCACCAUGUUUGCUCUAAUCUCAGAACAUCCUCUAUAAAUCAGACUGGGCUCUGGGCCUCUUUCUCUCACUCGCACAUCUUCAGUAAGAUAGCGCUGUCAACAUGUACAGAAAUACAAAUGUGUGCUUGUGCAGUUUGAAGAUUGUGUAGGAAUCUCUUAUUCAAACAUAUACAAGCAAUAAACUACCCAAUUUUACACCA